AUGGACAAACUAGACAACUGGGUGCCUGUACAGGAAGGCCCUUCUUUCCAGCCCCGCAAACUCAAGGUUGUUUGCAUAGGUGCCGGGUAUGCAGGCCUGAUGCUCUCGUAUCAGUACAAGCAUGGGGACCUUCAAGAGCCCGUCAUACUUAACUCAGAAGUCAUAUCUUCUGUCUGGGACGACGACACUGGCAAGUGGCUCUUGGAGAUCCAACAGGGUUGUAGCCGUGAGAUCUUACGCGAGGAAGCAGACAUAGUCAUCAACGCCACGGGCUUCCUCAGCAAGUGGAACUGGCCUACGAUACCUGGGCUGGACAAGUUCAAGGGGAAACUUGUUCAUACCGCCGCAUGGGAUACAACCCUUGACUGGUCUGGUAAGAGAAUAGCCGUCAUCGGCAACGGUUCUUCUUCAGUCCAAGUCCUUCCGCAGUUGCAACCCACAGCAGCUAGGAUCGUCAACUAUGCCCGAAGCCCUCUUUGGAUCAGCAGUGCAUUCGCUUCGGAGUUUACACCCGAGGGCAAGAACUUCACAUACACAGCUCAAGAGAUCCAGGCAUUUAAGGAUGACGAGAAGAUGUUCUUCAAGUUCCGGCAUAGUAUUGAGCAUUCCAUGAAUAAGUUCUUCAGAGUUUCCAUCAAGGAUAGUCCAGAGCAGCAGGGCGCGUUUCAGUUAUACAAGGCAAAGAUGGAGGACGCACUGAACCACGACCCUGAUCUGUGCGCCAGGCUCAUCCCUACAUUUCAAGUUGGCUGCAGGCGACUGUCGCCCGGUGAGAACUAUCUCCAGGCACUGCAACAAAACAACGUCACCCUCCAAGACGAGCCCAUUCAGAAGAUUGUUGAAGGUGGAAUUUGCAGCCUCACAAAGACGGAAGAGUUUGAUAUCAUUGUUUGCGCGACAGGAUUUGAUGUCAGUUUUGUUCCUGGAUACACAGUCGUAGGUCAGAACGGUGUCUCGCUUGCUGAGCAGUGGAAGGAUGCUCCAGAGGCGUACUUUGGAGUUUUCGCUGCAAACAUGCCCAACUUCUUUACUAUCAACGGUCCAAACACGCCUCUGGCGCACGGGAGCUUACUGGCUGUAAUGUCAUUCACGGUGGACUACAUAGCAAGAUGGAUCCGGAAGAUCUCUACACAGAAUAUCAAGUCCGUUCAAGUUCGCCAGGAUGCCCUGGAUGAUUUUAAUGUUUAUGCUCAAGAACUGAUACAAACGACUGUUUGGACGGGGGACUGCAGGUCCUGGUUCAAGAAAGGAAAGGUCGACGGUAGAGUAACGGCUAUGUACCCGGGCAGUGUGAUUCACUACAAGGAAAUACUGGACGAGUUCAGAACCGAGGAUUUCAUGUUCAAGUACACUGGCGGGAAUCGGUUCCGGUUUAUGGGUAAUGGCUUGACCUUUAGAGAAAAGAACGGUGGCGACUUGGCAUGGUAUAUGCGGAAAUAG
Fusarium mangiferae is the source of this 1440-nucleotide messenger RNA. Its product is annotated as related to monooxygenase. Bases 1 to 1440 code for a protein of 479 amino acids. NCBI's taxonomy places the organism in Eukaryota, Fungi, Ascomycota, Sordariomycetes, Hypocreales, Nectriaceae. Gene Ontology annotation, molecular function: N,N-dimethylaniline monooxygenase activity; flavin adenine dinucleotide binding; NADP binding. The record is from RefSeq and is a predicted model, not a curated record. The transcript is spliced from 3 exons.